Molecule: messenger RNA, 1355 nt
Organism: Phycodurus eques (leafy seadragon)
Lineage: Eukaryota; Metazoa; Chordata; Actinopteri; Syngnathiformes; Syngnathidae
Gene: rdh5
Product: retinol dehydrogenase 5 (11-cis/9-cis)
Exons: 6
Coding region: 140-1132 (330 amino acids)
Molecular function (GO): oxidoreductase activity
Source: RefSeq, a predicted model, not a curated record
CACUUUCUGAGCGCCCUCCUUGGGUUGGGACAAGAGCGGAACCAGAGAAAGGCAAAAACACCUCCGUCGCUUCACCAAAACAGGAAAAAGUCGUUCAGGUGACCGCCAAUUCACUUCUGAGUCUGGAGGCAGCACAGGCAUGGAGCUUGUUUACGAUCUUUUAGGGGACAAUGCUUGGCUGUACAUCUGUGCCACCUUUGCGGCGCUGUGGACUGCCGCGUGGCUGUACAGAGACAGCCUGGAGAUCGAAGACGUGACCGACAAAUACGUCUUUGUGAGCGGCUGCGACUCGGGCUUCGGAAACCUGCUGUGCAAGAAGCUGGAACGCAAGGGCUUCCACGUACUGGCCGGCUGCCUCACCGAAAAGGGCGCCGAGGAGCUGAAGAAGAUGACGGGGCCCUACUUGAAGACGGUGCUGCUGGAUGUGAGCAGUCAGGACAGCAUCCAGAAAGCCAUGGAGUGGACCAAAAAGGAGGUUGGCGACAGUGGACUCUGGGGUAUCGUAAACAACGCCGGCCGCUCUCUGCCCAUGGGGCCCACCGAGUGGAUGAAAGUGGAGGAUUUCCACAGCACGCUGAAGGUCAACAUGAACGGCGUGAUCGGCAUGAGCGUCACCUUCCUGCCGCUGGUCAAGAAGGCCCGCGGGCGCGUGGUCAACGUGGCGUCGGUGCUGGGCCGGGUGGCGGCAAACGGCGGAGGCUACUGCAUCUCCAAGUUCGCCGUGGAGUCUUUCUCCGACUGCCUCAGGAGAGAUAUCAACUACUUCGGGGUGAACGUGUGCAUCAUCGAGCCGGGCUUCUUCAAGACGGCCGUGACCAGCCUGGAGCCCAUCGAGAGGGAACUGCACCGCUUGUGGAACCAGCUCAGCCCCGAAGUACAAGCCAGCUACGGGGACAAGUACCUGGACAAGUACAUUAGGAUCCAGCGCUUCAUCAUGAACGCCAUCUGCGACUCGGACCUGACCAAGGUGACCUUCUGCAUGGAGCACGCGCUGACCGCCGUGUACCCUCGCACCCGCUACAGCGCCGGGUGGGACGCCAAGCUCCUGUGGAUCCCGCUGUCGUACAUGCCGUCCUGCGUGGUGGAUAUCGGGCUCAAGCUGAUUCUGCCCCGGCCGUCCAAGAGUGUCUGACCACUGAUAAUUGGAGUCAUUCUCCCUGGUGCCGGUGAUGCUGUAAAAAGAUUGAUAGUUAUUUAUAGUGCCUAUUAAUUGAUCUAUAAUUACAAAUGUAUUUAUAAAUUAGGUGUAUAAUGUCACAAAUUUAAACGAAAUAAAUAAGACACUGUAAUGUGCCUUUUGCCAUAUUAUAUGGAAUCCUUCAUGUGAAGCAGUGUGGUUGAUCAAACGCAUACAC